This is a messenger RNA of Ramularia collo-cygni, 1599 nucleotides long. RefSeq lists its product as uncharacterized. Gene Ontology annotation, biological process: nuclear-transcribed mRNA poly(A) tail shortening; regulation of DNA-templated transcription. Lineage: Eukaryota; Fungi; Ascomycota; Dothideomycetes; Mycosphaerellales; Mycosphaerellaceae. The coding region runs from base 1 to 1599 and encodes 532 amino acids. The transcript is spliced from 4 exons. The record is from RefSeq and is a predicted model, not a curated record. Gene Ontology annotation, cellular component: P-body; CCR4-NOT core complex.
AUGAAUGCGUCACGCGGUAACCAGGCUCAACCACAGCCACUCCGCAACAUGUCGAUGAACCAGUACGGCGCGCAGCCAAGCUCACGGCAGACACCCAGACUGCAGAACACCCAAAAGACUGGCCUUGGAAAUGGCAAUGCUGGUGCCAAUUGGUCUUUCGGCACUCCAGCUUCCGCCAACGGAUUUGGUGGACUCGCAGGCGGUGCUCCCGGUCUCGCCCAGGGACGGUCGCAGCUCACUGCGUAUGCCAAUGCGAUAGGCGGUGGCAGUGGUCAAGCCCCCAUCGAUUUGAGUGACUUUCCCACUCUCUCAGGGCCACCACGCCAGCAGCAGAACAGCGGCGGCUGGAACAGCAACAAUGCCAUUCGUCAACCGCCUGUUCAGCAGCAGCAGCCACAGCAAAGCUCGCAGCAAGCGCAGCUACAAUCACAGCAGCGCACACCGUCCGCAGCACCGUCGCACGCAAACUCCGCUGAUCACUACGAUGGCGCCCGUUCACAGCAGCCUUCUGGCGACCAUGGCGGCGGAGCAAAUGAGUUCCCGCCACUUGGCGGACAACUGAAUGGCGACGGAAUGAGGACCUCUAACGGUUUUGGCAGCACUCUCGACUCCCCCGAGGAGUCGCAUCCGCAGCCCAACGGCCAACACUCACAGCUUCCCAUCCGCGACGCCUCAAAUACCUUCUCUCAGCCUCAACAAGCGCCAAUCGGUUCGCAGGCACAGACUCCUCAGAGUCAACCAGCCCCAAGUCAGAGCCCGCAGACCUCCCAGCCAUCACAGCCUGUGAAGAAGUGGUCCGAAAUGACCGAUCAAGAGCACUUUGGCCUUGCAGGUCUCAGCGCCAUUUUCGAAGCUCGAAAGCAGUUCGACAUCGGCGGUGUGGUCGACGAAACACUCCCACCUCAAAUGAGCAACUCAAUCCUCUUCAUGAGUCAGGAUCUCAACCAACUCGGCAUGGACUUGGACUCUCCGGAGCCCCUCCACCCCACCUUCCACGUCUUCCCUGAUGCUACGGGCACAGGCUCAUUAUUCGACAGCAGGAAGCCUGUUCCUGCGUUCAACGUGCCGGAUGCUUACACCGUAACUAAUGUCCCGCCGAUGGCCACACGCAUUGACGCGUUCAGCGACGAAACCCUUCUGCAAAUCUUCUACACAUCACCACGCGAUGUCAUGCAGGAACGCGCAGCUGAAGAGCUCUCGAACCGCGAAUGGCGCUGGCACAAGCUGCUCCGUCGGUGGUUGCAAAAGGACACUCGCGAAGCCAACUUGAGCAUUGUCUCGCCCAGCCAAGACCUCACCAACGGCGCACCCAUCGGAAUAGCACCCCAACGCAUUGACGAGCGCAGCGAGCGCGGUAUCUACAUCUUCUUCGACCCAGUGAACUGGCGUCGUGAGCGUCGCGAGCACACGCUCGACUACGAUGCGCUCGACAACAGACAGCCGAGUGGUGUUGCGAUCAAUGCGAUCAAUGCGAUGGGUGUCGGCGGCUCGGGUAACUUCAGUGCACCGCCCGGCAUGGGAAUGUCCGGAAGUGGCGCGGUCGCCAACCAGGGUGUGGGCAGUAUUGAGAGGCAGAGCUCUGUCAUCACUGGUGCAUAG